This is a messenger RNA of Aplysia californica (California sea hare), 2463 nucleotides long. RefSeq names its product pre-mRNA-processing factor 39. The coding region runs from base 46 to 2136 and encodes 696 amino acids. The transcript is spliced from 15 exons. Gene Ontology annotation, molecular function: protein binding. Gene Ontology annotation, biological process: mRNA 5'-splice site recognition; RNA processing. The record is from RefSeq and is a predicted model, not a curated record. Lineage: Eukaryota; Metazoa; Mollusca; Gastropoda; Aplysiida; Aplysiidae. Gene Ontology annotation, cellular component: commitment complex; U1 snRNP; U2-type prespliceosome.
AAUCUCAGCGAACACAAGCCUACUUAAUGUUGCCUCGGAAAAAAAAUGGCGGACAGUGGUGUUGAUGAAACGAUGGAGCACUCACAUGAUAAUUUACUUCGAGAAGACUCGGAGGACAAGGUGGAGGACAAACCCGAGAGUGCUGAAAAAGAUGGUGUUACUGUAAACGGAGGAGCUGAGGCCAGUCAGGGCAGCACAGAGGAAGACUCUUCAGAGCAGGAGAAACAAGACAACACUCAGGAGGAUGAAGCCAAGAAAGAGAAAGAAGCUGAACUUGGGAAGUACUGGAAGACAGUGGAAGACAACCCAAUGGAUUUCACUGGGUGGACAUAUUUGCUACAGUAUGUUGAACAAGAGAGCAACCCAGACAAUUGCAGAAAGGCUUAUGAGGCCUUCUUUUCUCAUUACCCUUACUGCUAUGGGUACUGGAAAAAGUACAGUGACAUGGAGAAAAGAAAUGGCAACAAAGAAAGGGCUGCUGAGGUGUUUGAAAAGGGCUUGAGUGCAAUACCUCUCAGUGUGGAGCUGUGGUUACAUUACCUCAAUUACUACAUUGCUGAGUACAACUCUGAUCCAGACUCCAAGGAUAAAAUCAGGAAGCUGUAUGAGAGAGCUUUGGCUGCUGCGGGGCUAGAAUUCCGCUCUGACAAGCUGUGGGACUCGUACAUUUCUUGGGAAAACCAGAACGCCAACCUGAAAGCUGUCACUGCCAUCUAUGACAGACUGAUCAGCACCCCAACCCAGCUGUACAGCCAUCACUGGGAGAACUACUGCCGCCAUAUAAACAUCCACCAUCCUAAGGACAUCCUGGACAUUGAUUAUUUCCUGAAAAUCCGCUCGGAAGUCUUGAACAAGAGCUGGGGCUAUGGAGCACAUGACGAAGACGAUGUUGGGUUGGAUGAAGCACUUCAGCUUGGAGAGUCAAAUGAUACGGAAGCACCGCCGGGCAUGAUGCCGUCAAUUGGUGAUGAAAAGGAGGUGAAAAAGAUCCGUGCCAAACUUAUAGAGACCAAAGAAGUAAUAUUUAAAGGAAAUGAAGCAGAAGUCGGCAAAAGGUGGACUUUUGAGGAAACGAUUCGCCGUCCAUACUUCCAUGUGAAACCUCUUGAAAGAGGUCAGCUGAAGAACUGGAGAGAGUACCUGGACUUUGAAAUUGCUCAAAAUGUCCACAACAGAAUUGUUGUCUUGUUUGAGCGCAGUUUGAUUGCUUGUGCACUCUAUGAGGACUUCUGGAUGAAGUAUGCAAAAUAUCUGGAGCAGCACAGCAUUGAUGGUGUUCGAAGUGUGUACCAAAGAGCCUGUGACAUACAUCUUCCGAAAAAGCCAUACAUUCAUCUGGCUUGGGCUGCGUUUGAGGAGAGAAAAGAAAAUCAUUCCUUGGCAAGAAAGAUCUUGAUGAACAUUGAAAACAAUGUCCCUGGUCUGGCCAUGGUUUGCAUGCGGAGGAUCAGUCUGGAGCGUCGCUGUGGCAAUCAUGAAGCGGGAGAGGAACUGUUCAAGAAGUACAUCGAGACUGCUGUCAGCCACAAGUCAAGGACUUUCUUCUGUAUCAAAUACGCUAGAUACUUACAAAAGGUCAUGGGGGAAACCGACAAAGCAAGAAAAGUUCUGAAUGACGCACUGGAAAUAGACAAUACGAACGAGAAAGUUUUCCUACAGCUGCUUGAUGUGGAGUACCAGUCUCAACCUAUCGUUGAGGAAAGAGUCAUGGAGACCUUCAACAGACUGCUCACCAGUGAGGUCUCAUUAGAGUUCAAGGUGAAAGUCUCCCAGCGCCGCAUGGAGUUUUUGGAAGACUUUGGAACAUGCAUUCAAAAAAUAUCUUUUGCAUAUGAUGAACAUCAAAAACUAGUCAAGGAGGCCAGCAGUAAAAAGAAGAGACCAGAACGGGAACAAGCACCCGAGGAACCACCAGACAAAAGAAUGAAAAUUGAGCCCCCAGUGAACCACAAUGUCCCACCCAGUGUUGAGCCCGUGCCAGCCCCACCGCCCAUGCCCCCUAUGGGCCCUCCACCUCCGCCCGAUGCUGGCUACGCGUACAACCCAUGGGGUGGUGGAGGAUAUCCUAUGGCUGGUGGAUAUCCAGGCUAUCAUUAUCCCUCUUAUCCAUCCCAAUAUGGAUACUAUGGAUAUUAGAAAGGACCCUGAAUGUGCAUGCCCCUGUGUUUACACCUUCUCAUGGAGUAGCAAGAACUGUAUGAAAUCAAAAUAUUGAAGGCCAAAUGUUUUGUGUCUGAAAAACAUCAGUGGCUUUUUGUUUUAAUUGGAAAAGGGUGCUACUGCUACUAGCGAGAAUGAUGAUAUGUGAGAGUAUUGAUGCAAGCUCAAAAUGAAUGAUUUUAUGCGUUCCCUGUUGACUGACAUUGCUUUGUUAUGAAGAUAUAUGAGCUUUCGAAUGUCUGACUCUGUUUUUAAAUGAUUUUCAAGCGUUCUUUUAGUUUUAAUAAAUUUGAUGAUAUUGAA